Molecule: messenger RNA, 1243 nt
Organism: Spodoptera frugiperda (fall armyworm)
Lineage: Eukaryota; Metazoa; Arthropoda; Insecta; Lepidoptera; Noctuidae
Exons: 1
Coding region: 118-879 (253 amino acids)
Source: RefSeq, a predicted model, not a curated record
UAGCAACAUUCCAUAUCAGUUUGGUUUACGCAAGCGCGUCAACUCGACGCUUGUCCGCGCACUCAAACAGCUGUUCGGCCUUGAGUUAAUAAACACAAUCCAAACAAACGAAACAACAUGGACUUUAGCGACAAAGUGUUCCUAAUUACCGGGGCCAGCUCCGGCCUUGGGGCCGCAACAGCCAUUUAUUUAUCAAAACUGUCAGCAAAACUCGCCCUGGUCGGCCGCAAAGAAACAAACCUCAGAAGAAUAGCUCUAUACUGCGAGAAAAGUAAAGGAAUAAAACCUCUUACAAUUACCGCCGACGUCACAGAAGACCUUGAUGCUGAAAGAAUAAUAAAUGAAACAAUAGAACACUUUGGAAAACUAGACGUUUUAGUGAACAACGCCGGAGUUAUCGGAAUGGGAGGCAUCAAGAAUUCGUCAAUGGAAACUUAUGAUAAAGUUAUGAACACAAACAUGAGAUCUGUGUACCAUUUGACGAUGCUCGCGACACCGCAUCUCAUUCAGAGCAAGGGUUGUAUUGUAAACACUUCCUGCAUUUCAAGUUCAAAGCCCAGUACGAUGGCCUUAGCCUACAACAUAUCGAAGGCCGCAUUAGAUCACUUCACUAAAUGUGUUGCGUUAGAGUUAGCGCCAGAUGGCGUUAGGGUCAACUCAGUGAACCCAGGAUUUGUGAAAACUAACCUGCUGAAAGGUAUUGGAUUGAGCGAGGAACAACUGGCUUUGUUUGUCGCCAAUGUGGUCGGCAACAUGCCUCUGAAGAAAGCAGUGGAAGGCGAUGAAGUUGCCGCCCUGAUUGCGUUCUUGGCCAGUGAUAAAGCAAAGAGUAUUACUGGUUCAUCUUACAUUAUAGAUGGCGGUAGCUUAUUACGCUAGAAAUGUAAUUUAAUUGAAUCAAUUUAUACUGAAAACUUGUAAUGUAUUAAUUUACUAGAUUAUUGGUAAAUGCCGCAUUUAAUCAUGUCUCGUAUUUAAACCUAUUUCUAUUGUAACUAGGUUUAUUUUGUAACCUAUCUCGAUGUCAUAAGUAACUCCCAAUUCAUUAUUAAAAUAAUGAACUCCAAUGUAAUCUCUGAGAUUAUUGCUUAUGUUAUAAUGCCUAGUCAAAAUGCCUAUCGUUAUACAAAUCUAUUUUAAGUAUAUUUAACUUAACAUUGUAUAAAAAUAUAUUCUUGUUAUGAUUUAUUAAUAAAUAAAAAAGUAUUUUAGAAAUGUUUAAUAAAGUUUUAAUUUCAACCCA